AUGAAUGAGAAUGAGAAUGAAGAAGCGAUUCAACUUGCCAAUGUGAAUGAAUUAAAUGAUACCGAGGUUGAAGACCCGAAGCAGCUUGAGAAUGAGGAAGUUGAUGUCAAUAUGAUUGAAGAUGUUCAACAUGAAGAUUUAAAUCAAGAGAGCUGCUUUCCUUUGAAUAUUGAUGAUCCAGGAAAUUGGGAUAAAAUUGAUCAAAAUAUUAGGGACUUCUUAGUUGAAAGGGGUCCAAAUAGAGAUGAUGGUGUCGAGUUGUUUCCCAAAGAUAGUUCUGGUAGACAUUUUGAUUCAUCACAUUAUAAGCGGUUGUUGCCAAAUGGGGAGAAAAGUGAUAGAAGAUGGCUAGUAUAUUCUAUUUCUUUAGACAAGAUUUUUUGCUUUUGUUGCAAAUUGUUCAAGACACAAAGAAAUAUGACUUUAAUUGGCCAAUUGGCUAAUGAAGGAUACAAAGAUUGGCAUAAUUUGUCUCGGAGUCUUAGAAAUCAUGAAGCUAGUAAGGAGCAUAUUAGUUGUAUGACAAGUUGGAUUGAAUUGGAAAGAAGGCUGCAAAAAAAUAAGACAAUUGAUGAAAGCUUGCAAGUAGAAAUCAACAAAGAAAGAGAACAUUGGAGACAAGUGUUAAAGAGGAUAAUCGCUGUGGUGCAAAGACUAGCCAAAAAUAACUUGGCAUUUCGAGGAGAUUGUGAGAAGCUUUAUGUUGAAAACAAUGGCCACUUUUUGCAAAUGAUUGAAAUGAUUGUUGAGUUUGAUCCAAUAAUGGAAGAGCACAUUCGGCGUAGUCAAGCACGUCAGAUCGAUUAUACAUAUCUUGGUCCCAAAAUUCAAAAUGAAUUGAUACAGAUGUUGGCAAAUGAUCUGAGAAGUUCAAUUGUUACAAAAGUUAAACAAGCAAAAUAUUUUUCAGUCAUACUGGAUUGUACUCCAGAUGCGAGUCACGAGGAACAAAUGUCUCUUGUGAUAAGAUGCGUGGAUGAUUCAGCAAACUCUGCAGUGGUAGAAGAAUAUUGGAUACAAUUUUUGAAGGUAGAUGACACAUCAGGGCAUGGACUUUUUACCGAGCUUAAAAAUGUGUUAAGCAAUCUUGAACUUGAUAUUGAUGAUAUAAGAGGUCAAGGGUAUGACAACGGAUCUAAUAUGAGAGGGAGACACAAAGGUGUACAGAGCAGGUUACUUGAAAUAAAUCCUAGAGCUUUUUAUACUCCAUGUGGUUGUCAUAGUCUUAAUCUAGCAUUAUGUGAUAUGGCGAAUUGUUGUCCUAAAGCUAUGUCAUUUUUUGGAGUGAUACAACGCAUCUACACAUUGUUCUCUUCUUCUACCAAGCGUUGGAAGAUUUUCAAAGAUCAUGUGGAAGGUUUGAUAGUUAAGCCAUUGUCACAAACACGUUGGGAAAGUCAUGUCGAAAGUGUCAAACCUAUAAAAGAGCAGACUUCGCAAAUAAGAGAUGCUUUAGUUGACUUGGCAAAUACUAGUGAAGAUCCGAAAACAAAGAGUGAAGCUGAGUCUUUAGUAACACAUGAACUUGAGAACUUUGAGUUUUUGCUUGGCAUGGUAAUUUGGUAUCAGUUGUUAUAUGCGAUCAACACUGUGAGUAAAUGUCUUCAAGCUGAAAAUAUGGAUAUUGAUGCUGCUCUUAAAGAAUUAAAUGGACUUAUUUUGUUUCUUGAAGAGUAUAGAGAAUCCGGGCUUGAUAUGGCCAUGGAUGAAGCUAAACAAAUGGCAAGUGAAUUGGGAAUUGAAGCUGUAUUCCGCGAAAAACGCAUCAUUCGAAGAAAGAAGCAGUUUGAUGACAGUGGCAGUGAUGAGUGCUCUUUACCAAGAGAAACAAAAAGAGCAAUUGAUGUGCUGAAUUAUUUGAAGAAGAUGGAUGGUUGUUUUCCGAAUGCUUAUGUUGCUUAUAGAAUCUUGCUAACUAUACUAGUUACAGUUGCAUCUGUAGAGAGAAGCUUCUCCAAGUUGAAGUUAAUCAAGACUUAUCUUCAAUCAACUAUGUCACAAGAAAGAUUGAAUGGAUUGGCUAUGUUAUCAAUUGAGAAAAAAGUGGUUGAAAAACUUGAUUAUGCAAACUUAAUUACUACGUUUGCCUCCAAAACUGCGAGGCGAGUGGUAUUUAAGUAA
Molecule: messenger RNA, 2121 nt
Organism: Rosa chinensis
Lineage: Eukaryota; Viridiplantae; Streptophyta; Magnoliopsida; Rosales; Rosaceae
Product: zinc finger MYM-type protein 1-like
Exons: 2
Coding region: 1-2121 (706 amino acids)
Molecular function (GO): protein dimerization activity
Source: RefSeq, a predicted model, not a curated record